AUGUCCGUGGGGGUUGGAGGAUGUGGUCAGUGGAUGAUUGUGGGGGCUGGAGGAUGUGGUCAGUGGAUGAUUGUGGGGGCGGGAGGAUGUGGUCAGUGGAUGAUUGUGGGGGUUGGAGGAUGUGGUCAGUGGGUGAUUGUGGGGGUUGGAGGAUGUGGUCAGUGGAUGAUUGUGGGGGCGGGAGGAUGUGGUCAGUGGGAUGAUUGUGGGGGCGGGAGGAUGUGGUCAGUGGAUGAUUGUGGGGGUUGGAGGAUGUGGUCAGUGGGGGCGGGAGGAUGUGGUCAGUGGAUGAUUGUGGGGGCGGGAGGAUGUGGUCAGUGGAUGAUUGUGGGGGCGGGAGGAUGUGGCCAGUGGAUGAUUGUGGGGGCGAGAGGAUGUGGUCAGUGGGUGAUUUUGAGGGCGGGAGGAUGUGGUCAGUGGAUGACCGUGGGGGUAGGAGGAUGUGGUCAGUGGAUGACCGUGGGGGUAGGAGGAUGUGGUCAGUGGAUGAUUGUGGGGGUAGGAGGAUGUGGUCAGUGGAUGACCGUGGGGGUAGGAGGAUGUGGUCAGUGGAUGAUUGUGGGGGCGGGAGGAUGUGGUCAGUGGAUGACCGUGGGGGUAGGAGGAUGUGGUCAGUGGAUGACCGUGGGGGCGAGAGGAUGUGGUCAGUGGAUGAUUGUGGGGGCGGGAGGAUGUGGUCAGUGGAUGUCCGUGGGGGUGGGAGGAUGUGGUCAGUGGAUGAUUGUGGGGGCGGGAGGAUGUGGUCAGUGGAUGAUUGUGGGGGCGAGAGGAUGUGGUCCUUGGAUGUCCGUGGGGGUGGGAGGAUGUGGUCAGUGGAUGAUUGUGGGGGCGGGAGGAUGUGGUCAGUGGAUGAUUGUGGGGGCAGUGGAUGGAUGUCCGUGGGGGUGGGAGGAUGUGGUCAUUGGAUGUCCGUGGGGGUGGGAGGAUGUGGUCAGUGGAUGA
This is a messenger RNA of Gigantopelta aegis, 942 nucleotides long. Its product is annotated as WAG22 antigen-like. The transcript has a single exon. Bases 1 to 942 code for a protein of 313 amino acids. Lineage: Eukaryota; Metazoa; Mollusca; Gastropoda; Neomphalida; Peltospiridae. The record is from RefSeq and is a predicted model, not a curated record.